Messenger RNA from Acyrthosiphon pisum (pea aphid), 2712 nucleotides. RefSeq names its product Ada2a-containing complex component 3 (gene Atac3). Gene Ontology annotation, biological process: protein K6-linked ubiquitination. The transcript has 9 exons. Bases 421 to 1773 code for a protein of 450 amino acids. The record is from RefSeq and is a predicted model, not a curated record. Gene Ontology annotation, molecular function: ubiquitin-protein transferase activity; protein binding. Gene Ontology annotation, cellular component: BRCA1-A complex; BRCA1-BARD1 complex. NCBI's taxonomy places the organism in Eukaryota, Metazoa, Arthropoda, Insecta, Hemiptera, Aphididae.
AGUCGGGUAUCUAGUUAUUAUAUAUAUCUGUGGUAUGAACACAGAAUGAUAAUGCUUAUCCGUUUUCUGUUAUCAGUCCAUCUAAAAUCCGCGAAACUGUGAAAGUUAAGAGAGUGCAAAAAUUAUACAAAGUUGCAAAACUGGUUCAGUGUAAAAUCUUUGAUCUUAUCAUGGCACAUAUUUUGAUCAUGCAACCACCAUUAAAAAGAUUAAUGCCUCAAUGACCACGAGUUAAAGCAAGCCAAGAAAAUUUAUUUAUUAACAAUCAUGAUCAGUGACAAAAUAAUUAUUAUAUUUAUCGAUUAAUGAAUAUUUUUAAUUUCAGUAUACCAUAUUCAGCCGUUUGGUCCAAUCAAACGCUUUUUUCGAAUACUACUAUAGUUUGGAGAAUUUUAGUGAAAAAGGUUCCACUUAAUUGUUAUGGAUAAGUCAGCCAAGGAGAUAUUUUUCCAUUCAUGCAUAAAUGGUGAUUUGAGUACAAUUAAAAUUAAUUUGUUCCAUAAUGUAUCACCGUUCAGCCUAGACAAGUAUGGAAACAAUGCUUUGCACCUAGCUUCCAUGAACAAUCAACCAAAAGUAUUAGAAUACUUACUAAAAAGUGUCAAAACUUAUAAAAGCAAUUUUCGGAAUAAAAUUGGACGUACUGCUUUAAAUAUUGCAGCCGCUCAAGGUGCAUUUGAGUGCAUUGAAGUUUUACUAAACAACUUCCCUUGUGACAUCAAUUCUACAGAUAAGAUUUUUAACAAUAGUCCAUUACACUGGUGUGUUACAAGCAAAUGUAUCAAAGGUGUUAAGAAGUUAUUAGAUAUGGGAGCUGAUUUCACGCUUGUAAACAAAUUUGGUAAAACUCCUUUGCAACUUGCCAAAACAACAUGUUUGGACAUUUUUCAUUUAAUAGACAAUUUCAUUAAAAAUAAAAAUAAGGACCAAUUUUUACACACAACUCUACAGCCUAAUAAUGAUAUUAGAACAAAUAUGAAUAAUACCUCAAAAUCAUCAAAUUCACCACAAUUUAAAAAAAAUAAUGGUAAUUCAAAAUCAAAUUCAAAAAUAUUUAAUAAGACUGUUGAUCAGCAAAGUGUCAAUUGUGAAACAAUAUUAGGCCCUAAUUUGGUAUCUAAUAAUUCAGAUGAAUCAUUUUAUCUGGAUAUUUCAAAACUAAAACAUGGUGAUAAUUCUGUUUUAAAAUUAUUGGAAAAAUCUAUCGAACCAGUCGACGAAACUUCUUUUGUAUCAUCUAUUUUAAACAGUGGAAAAGUUAUUCAGCUGACUGAAGCUGGUAUACUUGCUUUGGAAUACACAAAAAAUGAAAUAAAUACCCCAAUUCCUGAUCGCCUUGUACAAAGCUUCUUGAACACAUCUCAACAAUAUAAUGAAAAUGAAAAUCAUCUUGACUAUGAUAAUAUUGAAAAAGAUAUUGAAUUAGGUUCAACAACACUUUCCAGAGGAUUAAAACGAUUGAAAAGUCCACAACCCUGCUCUAAAAGAUUUAAAUAUACUGAAAGUACUAUGACUUCAGAGUUUGAAAGUUUAUUGGAUCAAUUGGGUUCUAAAUGUACUAAAACUGUACCCAAAGUUUAUAAUUCAAAUUCUUACUGUUCACAAAGCUUGUCAUCUGUAGAAAAUAAUACAAUGAGAAAUAAUGAAGUUUGCAAUCAAAAUCAAUUAGUAUGUGUAAACCCUGACAUUAAUGCUCAACCCAAAUGGGUAGAUGAUCUAAUGAGUUUAUUUCAUAAAUUAAAUAAUUCUGCCAUAGUGGAACAAAUCAAUUGAACUAACUUGAUGCACUUAGUAAUUUAUUAUUAGUUAACACCUACCAUUUUUGUUAUUCCUAGUUGUACUGUUUAGAAAAUACAUUUUUCACAUUUAACUAUUAUUUUCUUAACAUUUUGGAGGGGGGCUGUAGGCACCUCACCCCUCCCUGCUGGCUAUGCCAGUAUUCCACUGGUAUGUGGUAUACAUUUUGUAAGAGAAACCAUAACUUGUAUACAAAAUCUUCUUUUAUUCCAAAAAACUGCUCAGAAGUCAGGACAUCAAUGAUCCAUACCUACAUUAUUAGUUAAUAUUUUUUCUAUUGAUCUCAAAUUAUUUUAGGUUUUACAUAUUUUGUUUUAUUUAAAAUAUUUAAUAAUUUAUUUAAAAAGUAUAAAAUUAAUUAAAUUAACUACAUUAACAAAUUUUUUAUUUUUUAUUUCAAACAUUUAUUAGUUGUUUGAAUUGUCAUUGUAUACUUAACAAAAUGCCAUGCCAAUAUUUAUUAUUUAUUAUCCAAAAACUAAUACAGUAAUACCUUUUGUUUUUUGUUCUGAUUACAUAACUAUUCACUAAUCACAUUAAAGCAAAACUGUAAUUUUUAUAUAUAUUUAUAUUAUGUAUUAUGUAAAUAAAAUAAUGGAAUUAGAUUAACUCAUAGAGCUACCUAUAGUCUCAGGUUCCCCGGAGACUACUCAUGCACGCUAGUGUUCGCUAUGGCGAGUAGUCUACUAGUCUCUGGGUGCCUGAGAAUAAGGUACACAUUUGAAAACCUUAUGUAUAUUAAUUUACUUUAAUAAACGAUGGUGGCACUGCUACGAUCAUUGUUAAUCAAAACAAUCCAUUUUUUAAAUCAGUAAUUUAAUAUUUUACAAAUUAUUCAUAUUUAUAUAUAUUAAUCGUAUAUUGUAUAUCAUUACUUAUUUAUAUAUAUUAUACAUUUUUUUAUUUUAUUUAAAA